AUGGCCACCCACAAACUACUCACUGCGCUGAAGUCGUCCACCCCCGCUCUCGGAGCCUGGCUGACACUUCCCGGCGCGAUCUACGCUCGGACUGUCGCACAAGCAUCCCCUCACCUGUCUUGGCUGGUGAUCGACUGUGAGCAUGGGCUGAUCUCCCUGAACCCCGGGGCGGCGGAGACAAUCUCAGCAAUCGAAGGCUCGGGACCUAACCCUCCUUCGUCGAUCAUCAGGAUCCCCGCGACAGGAAUCAGCGGCGCUGAUACCGGGCUGGGCUGGCAGAUCAAGUACGCCUUGGACGCUGGUGCAAGGGGCAUUAUGGUUCCCAUGGUCGGGUCGGCUGCGAGAGCGAAAGAGAUAGUUGCUGAGGCGCGAUUCCCGCCCGUGGGCAGACGUGGUUUCGGAAGUCCAUACACCCAUGGCAUUUGGAAUCUCAGCGCGGGGGAUUAUUUGGGAUCUGCGAACAACAGCGUCCAAGUGUGGUGCCAGAUAGAGUCCCAGGAGGGGAUGCAGAACCUCGAGGAAAUCGCAGCGGUGGAUGGCAUAGAUGCAUUGUUCAUUGGGCCUUACGACCUCUCUAUAUCCCAUGGACUGCCUCCUCCUUCUCCGGACCCUCAUCCGGAGGCUGAGAAGUUGAUUCAGAGGAUAAAAGAGGUAGCGCACAAAGCGGGAAAGAGAUGGUAG
This is a messenger RNA of Gloeophyllum trabeum ATCC 11539, 681 nucleotides long. Its product is annotated as Phosphoenolpyruvate/pyruvate domain-containing protein. Gene Ontology annotation, cellular component: cytoplasm. Gene Ontology annotation, molecular function: aldehyde-lyase activity. The transcript is spliced from 2 exons. The coding region runs from base 1 to 681 and encodes 226 amino acids. NCBI's taxonomy places the organism in Eukaryota, Fungi, Basidiomycota, Agaricomycetes, Gloeophyllales, Gloeophyllaceae. The record is from RefSeq and is a predicted model, not a curated record.